AAUGUUGAUCAUGGGGUGAUCCAGAAAUAAACUCCAGACUUCAAAGCAGGAGAAAGUUCAAAGCUGCUCUGCAUUUUAUCAACACAGAGAGACAGGAGAGCAAUGCUUCCAAAAGGGAAUAUUCUGAUUUAAUAGUCCAUGAAAAAACAAGUCUGCAGUAAACAAUUUUCUACAAAUUACAAGGGUUAUUUUUAACCAGCCCUUCUGACUGACAAGAAAGUGGAAAAUGACAACGCAAGUUACCGUAGCAAGAGCAGGUACGAUUGGACAUGAGGAAUAUAGCCUGUACAGCAGCAUGAGUGAGGAUGAACUUAUUCAGAUGGCCAUUGAACAGAGUUUGACAGAGGAUCAUGCUGAGCAAAUAGCUGCACAGAAGACAGUUACUGCAGCUCCACCUCCCAGUGAACCUUACUGUCAGAAUUUCUACCUUUAUCCUUGGGAAAGGCAUGCUGCUCAGUCCGGAGGCCAGACUUCAGCAUCCGGUUCAGGAGUCAGGCGGAGGUACGAUGGCAGCUUCUUCAUCUUACCCCAGGCUGAAGUGCUGGAUCCUGUAGUGUUGGUGAUCAAGGAAGGAGAUGAAACAGCACUGCAGAACAUGAUACAGACAGGAAAAAACCUUGCACAGCCUAACAAAGAUGGAUGGUUGCCACUCCAUGAAGCUGCUUAUUAUGGACAAGAGGGCUGCUUGAAACUGCUGCAUAGAUCUUUCCCUGGGACAAUUGAUCAACGUACACUUCAGGAAGAAACAGCACUCUAUUUAGCAACAAACAGAGGGAAUAUUGAUUGCAUGCAUUCAUUGCUCCAGGCUGGAGCAGAACCUGAUAUUGCAAACAAAGCUAGGGAAACCCCACUUUAUAAAGCCUGUGAACGGAAAAAUCCUGAAGCUGUGCAGAUGCUAUUGCAGUACAAUGCUGAUGUGAACCAUCGCUGCAAUCGUGGAUGGACGGCUCUUCAUGAAGCUGUUGCUCGAAAUGAUUUAGAAAUAAUAGAACUUUUAAUUCAAGGAGGUGCCAAGAUUGAAUCUGCAAACUGUUAUGGAAUUACCUCUUUAUUUGUAGCAGCUGAAAGUGGCCACUUAGAAGCCUUGAGAUACCUGGCGAAAUGUGGUGCUGAUAUCAAUACCCAAGCUAGUGAUAAAGCUUCAGCUCUCUAUGAAGCUUCUAAAAAUGGACAUGAGAAGAUUGUGGAAUUUCUCUUGACUCAAGGUGCUGAUGCUAACAAAACCAAUAAGGAUGGGUUCUUACCAAUUCACAUGGCCUCCAAAAAAGGCUAUUAUGAUUUUGAGCGCUCCCGACUCUAUGAGGACAGGCGCACCAGUAUCCUGUAUUUUGCAGUCUUCAACAACAACGUAUAUGCCACUGAGCUGCUGCUUGAGGCUGGAGCUGAUCCCAAUGUUGACCUUAUCAAUCCAUUGCUCAUCUCCAUCCGCCAUGGCUGUUUGAAGACAAUGAAACUGCUUCUUGAUUAUGGAGCUAACAUUAAUGCCUACGUUGCCUCUCACCCUACAACUUUCCCUGCUACUGUAAUGUUUUCAAUGAAGUAUCUUGCUCUGCUGAAAUUUGUGAUGGAUAUGGGCUGUGAUGCCGACUCUUGCUUUACGUGUUGUUAUGGGUGUGGCCCACAUCCUCCUAUUGAUAUUAGGAGGGACAGGUAUAGUGAUCCUGCAGUGAAUAACAAUAACAAAAUUGUACAGUUUUGUGAAAUGGUUUCAGCCCCAGAGAUGAGUCGUUGGGCAGGCCCUAUUAUAGAUGUUCUUUUGGAUUAUGUGGGCAAUGUGCAACUUUGUUCCCGGUUGAAGGAACACAUUGACAGUUAUGAAGAUUGGUCCAACAUUAAAAUCAAAGCAGAGCCACCAAGGCCACUUGCACACCUUUGUCGAAUCAAAAUUCGAAUUGUGAUUGGAAAAAACCGUCUUUCACUUAUUGAGACUCUACCUCUGCCAAGAAGACUAAUUCGUUAUUUACAAUAUGAUUUUACCCAGUGAUCUCAGGUGAACCUGACAUUCAAAUAUUAUAUGGAGUGAUAAUCAUGUGUAUUAUAGGGCGAGCUGUCAUGAUGGAAACAGAUUGUUAUGAUGGAACAGAAAACUUGUUUUGGUAUGUAAGAAGAAAAAAUAAGGAUUCCUGCAAGUUAAAUCUCGGAACAAAUGCAACAGCAUUUAGAGUAUGGGAAAGAGCUGAAAAAAAUGAGAAUAAAGCAGUCAGCAAAUAGUGAAGGGGAUAUUAUGCUAUCUUGCAAGGAAAAACACUCUCAGUAGCUCAACAUUUAGUACAACCCUUUACAAAAUGCAGGCAGAGUAAAAUGUAGAUUGUAUUCUACCAAUAAAUAUCCAGGUGAUCUGCAUGUCACCAAGAACUUCCAAUUCUCACUGGUUUAACAAUGAUGACAGAAAACCUUUUUCCUCCUUAAUUAAACUGUUAAAUAAAUGUUUAAAAGCUUGGAAGAAAAUAGGAGGUUCUUAUGAUGUGAAAGAACAUAUGCACAACCUCCAGUUCUACUACCAAAAAGAAAUUCCUGAUCUGGGCAUGUGUCCAGUAGUUCUAAAUCUGCCUUCUUGAGCUGUUACUUUGUACUUGAUUCUGGUUGACGGACCUCACAGUUCUAGUGAAAAAUAAACAUGCAUAUUGUAAGCCUAAAUUAUUCAUAACAAGAUAUAAGGAGGAGGUAGCAAAAGUUAUCUCUCUCCAUAUAGGUAAAUGCAAUGAAUUAUGCAGACGAUCACACUAUAAUCAUUCAUAGUGACAUCAAUCAGGUUUUUUUUCGUUUGCAGCAAUUAUAAAUCUUGCUGCCAACUGUAUAAUAUGCUGGAUUUUGUGUCUGUUGACAUAUCUGAUCAUUGUGUUAACAGGCAUUAGCAGGUUUACUCAUUCAUAUGGAUAACAAAUGUAUUUUGUCAAUAGUCAUGUAGCAAAACCAUCUUGAUUCAAUGCAAAGAUUAAAAGAAGCCCAAUAAUUGUUAAAUCAGAAUAACAUUUCAGUUUUGGGGUUGUAUUUUAUUUUACUUCAGUUUGCUGAAUUUACCCAAUGUUUGGCUGUUCUAUUCUACAUCACUAUAGUUUCAUGUUUUCCCAUAUAGUUUAACAUUUAGCCUUUUAUUCUUAUUUAGAAAAACAUUUAACAUUACUUUCUUGUUCCUGGUUAAGCAAUUUUGCAAAUACUGGACUUGAAGAAAUGAAAGAUAUCGAAGAAUUUAACUUACAGGAAAUAAGAACACAACAUUUAACUCAGAUGUAUAGAUCUGUAUAAUAUUUUAUAGAUAUAUGUACAUACAUUAGUUAUGAGGAUUAAUGUCACUGAAACCCAUGGUAUUUAACACUGUUUUAACAGCUUUGAAGGGGAGAAUAGAUUCAAAUCCUGUGUUGCUUCAGAAAGACUUCAGAAGAAAAUUCUUGAUCUGCUAUUGAUGAAAAACAAUAAUAGUGAAUUGCAUCAUUGCAAAACCACUAGGUUAAUUUCAGAAUAAAUAAUUUAGCUUAACAGGGUUAUGAAUUGAGAACCCUAUUGCUUAAUUAGAUUAUGUCUAAUUGGCUUUCAUUAGAAUAGUUGUAAUGACCAAUAUGUAAGCAAUGACUUAGCAGCACUAUGGUGUUUUUUUAAAUGAAACUCUGAUUUGGUGUCAUUGUAUACUUUUAGGGAAAUAAUUUAGUGGCAUUAAGUUAUUAGAAGAAAAAUUUAUCCUCAUGGAUGUUAUAUUGUAGAUAUCUUAACUUACAUCCUCUUAACAAUUAAUACUUCCAUGAGAAAGGAUUCAUCUUUCUAAUUCAGAUCAUCUAUAUGGGUCCCUGAAGUAUAUAUAAAAAGUGCUUCAAUUGGUAUAAUUCAUGUUUGCUUCAUAAAUAUGAUAACUAAGAAGCUUAAUGAUACUGCAUCUAAAUUAAUUCAAACAGAUUUAAGCUAAGUUCAUUAUAUGCAUUUCAAGAGUGCUUUGCAGAAAUAUCUGAAAUAAACUGUAGGACAUCAUGGAGAUAUAACUGGCUUAAUAUUCACAAUAUUGCAGUUCCAUGAUUAACUUUUACAUAUAUAUAUAUUGAAUCACUUUAAUAUGACAUUUUUGAGGAUAGCACCAAUUCAUAAAAAUAUACAAGCUGAAAAAUCUAGUUGAUUCAUUCUUUUUAGGGAUAUGUUCACAUAUUACAUAUCCAAGAAGCAUUAAAAAGGCUUCCUAGUUUUUCUCAUUAUACAUACAGAGAUAAAUUGUCAAUUUGAAUUCCUCACUCUCAUAACCAGAAUUAACUCCAAUGGAUGCCAUAAAAUGAGGAGGAAAUUAUCAUUAAAAGUCCCUUUGAGAGUUGUCCUUUCACUUCAUUAUUUCUUGCUAUUUAAAAAAAAAUACUUUACAUUUAUUUGCACAUUCUGCAUGCUACCUCUCUUAAUCACUCUUAAUCCAGCAAUACAUAAUUGCACAAAAAGAUUUUCAAGAAAUCUGCUGGGCUGGGUUUACAAAGGUGUAUUAGCUGAGUAAUGCCUUAACACUGGUUUAACAUAUGUAAAAUAAUAUGAAUUCUCUGCUCAAUUUUCUAUAUACUGGCCUGCUCCAGGGCAAUACAAGUAUAAUGGUGGAUAAGCUUUCUACUGCUCCAGUGAUUUUGUGAUUUUUUUAAAAAGAAUUCACCAAUUUUAUCAAAUCUGUUCAAAUUAUAUUGUUUUAUACAAAUACAAAAUAUUAUUGUAAAUCUUAAAGUUAAGAAUAUUUAGAACUUUAAAAUAAGCUUCACAGUUCCAUGCUUUAUCUAACCGUGUUGAAGACAGAAAGAACCUGUUAUUAUGCUCUAUAUCAUAUACAAAGAACAUUUUAAGAUUUUUGUAAACUAUUCUAUUAACACGAGGGAUAGCUAUGACUUGGAUGACUGAGAAUCUCCAUAGACAUUUAUUCUAUUAACAUUACCCUGUUUGAUCUAUUAUUUUAUAAAUGUGUGUCUAAACUAUAUUACAAUGUAUUUUUGAGAUUUUUGUUAUGUUAACAAUAGUUUUUUUUAAUAAACUGGAGAUCAGUCUGGGAGGGAUCAGUGUGCCGAUAUUUUAAAAGCACUGUGUUUUAGGUGUUGUUGUUUGCAUUAAAUUUGACUAAAAUUAA
Protobothrops mucrosquamatus (brown spotted pit viper) is the source of this 5074-nucleotide messenger RNA. It is a transcript of the gene ASB2, whose product is annotated as ankyrin repeat and SOCS box containing 2. Bases 227 to 1984 code for a protein of 585 amino acids. Gene Ontology annotation, molecular function: protein binding. The record is from RefSeq and is a predicted model, not a curated record. Gene Ontology annotation, cellular component: cytoplasm. Lineage: Eukaryota; Metazoa; Chordata; Lepidosauria; Squamata; Viperidae. The transcript has 10 exons. Gene Ontology annotation, biological process: innate immune response; intracellular signal transduction.